AUGGCUCCUAGUCGACACCAUAUCGGAACGAGCCGUAGGAAGAGACGGGAUGACGAGGGUGAGGAUGAGGGCUCGCUCGCUGGAGAUCUGGAAGAUGACUCCUUGAGUGAAGGGUCGGUAGAUAGCCGCCAAGAUGAAGAGGAUGCCGACGGGGAAGGAAGUGAAAGUGACGGAGAGUUAUCGACUACGGCAGCCACCGACAAACUGAACGGUAGCAAGGUCAAUGGCCGGGAGCUGCCACUGCCUCAACGACACAGCUCCGCCUCACCCAGCAAACCAGCCCUCAAAACCACGGUCUCGGACACAGAAGCGAUGUUAAAUGGGCUGAAGAUCUCAGAUGAGGGUGAGGAAAUUCUGUUUGACCAGAUGGGUGAAGAUCACGAGCUCCAGAUGGGCCGGACGCCGUCUGCUCCACCCACCGAACCAAAGCGGGACACAUUAGCUACAAGGAAGCGUCGAGAGCAUGAGAAAUUUGUGAAGGAGCGAGAUCAGAACCCGGCUUUCGUUCCUAGUCGAGGCAGCUUUUUCUUACACGACAAGCGAUCGUCUGAACCUGGAACAAACGGCUUCCGCCCCUUCAAUAAGGGCAAGUCGAGGCCGUACGGUCUCAUUGUGGAUGGGAAUGCUCGCAGAAGCUCUUCAAAGCCUGAUGCAAGUGAGGGCCAGUGGACACACGACCUUCACGAAACGGUGGCUGGCGACAAAGCACCUGCUCCGAAACACCCUGCCCCAUCCACAGCACCUCCAGCACCUCCACCCAUCAUGACCGUUCCGACUGCCCCCAGAUCAUCUCCUCCAAAUCGAUCCUUCUCCAGCACCACCUUGGUUGGCAAUGUCCCUGUCGUGGUUCUCUUGCCUGGCAUGGCUCAGGCCAAACCAUUCCCAGCGGUACCCAAAAAGCAGCAUACCCGUCUCCCUCAACACCGCCCUCCCUUGCGCCGCGACAAACCGGUGCGCAUCUCUCUUCCUGGUCAAGAACCUCGUUAUAUCUUCCCGUCCACCGAGCGGUCCUUCAUCUUUAUUCCACGGGCCUUACGCCCCAACCAACAAGGCUAUCGCGGCCGGGGCCGUGGAGGUAGCUUCUACGGUCCUCCCCGACGACCCAGCUACUAUCCCAACAGCUAUGCAUCGAGCGUCAUGAGUAUGAGUCGCCGGUCUUCCUUCGGCCUGCCACCAUCGCAGGAUGGGUACCCGUCCCCGGCGGGCUCGGUCUAUUCCCGACCGUCUAUGAUUCCUCCUGAUGUCGGCAAGCCCAUUGUGCGGCUGCCUCCUCCUCCUCGUCCCCCAGUCGGUAUGCCGCCUGCUGGACCUGGAGUCGGGCUUCCUCCUGGAAUGAUGCUCCCGAUUCCGUUCCCACACCCUGCCUACCGUGAAAGUCGCCCCGCAACCAUCCCCAUGCAUCAACCGCGCCCUCAAAAGGCCGUGUCUGUGGCCGAUAUUGAAAGCCCUGCCACUUUCCCAUUCAAUCCGCAGCAAACCCAGCAGGAUCAGCCUUUCCACCACCAGGUGCCCGCUCCUGCCGCCGGACCAGGCCAGGAGCAGCCAACACAGGGCUCAAGUCAGCCUUCUGGAACCCCCCUCUCUCAAAUUCCCGAGCGGGCGAUCCAUGCCCAGCCAUUUCAACCAUUUGGCUAUCCCCCGCAGCCUGCUUUCUACCCGGGCUAUGCUCCUGGUGCGACAAUGUAUUAUCCUGCUCAAGGGCCCGAAUUCGCCUCUUAUAAUGGCCCGAUGGGCCCCGGGGCAUCGAUGCCAAAUUUCCCUCCCGGGCAGCAGUCUGUUCCUUAUGCCGGGCCAUCCUCUUCGGGUGAACAGCCCUCACAGCCGGGCAUGGUGGCCCACGAGUCUGGCGGCACGGUCUACUUCUACGAUGCGAACCAAAUGUAUUCGAAUCCCACGUUUGGCGUGCCGGGUGGCGGGCCCGGGCCCGGGCCCGGAGGGGUCGUGGGAAUGGGGGGGAUGAUGACGCCGCCGGGGACUGCCUACUACUACGCCCAACCAUCUGGGGGCGGGGGAGUAUACUACGGCCCGCAGUAG
Messenger RNA from Penicillium macrosclerotiorum, 2034 nucleotides. RefSeq lists its product as uncharacterized. Gene Ontology annotation, molecular function: mRNA binding. The record is from RefSeq and is a predicted model, not a curated record. Gene Ontology annotation, cellular component: exon-exon junction complex. Lineage: Eukaryota; Fungi; Ascomycota; Eurotiomycetes; Eurotiales; Aspergillaceae. Bases 1 to 2034 code for a protein of 677 amino acids. The transcript has 2 exons. Gene Ontology annotation, biological process: mRNA processing.